CCCAAACACUGACUACACGGACUCAAAAGUGUGUAUUAAAUCCAGUUAAAUAAUCCGGUUAAGUCCCACUCAUCUCUCCCAUCUGUAUGUAUACAUGUAUGUAUGUAUCUGCGGCAGACAAGCAGUGAGCCAGAAAUUCAGACAAGAACAAGAGCAGUGCUGUGUUUACUCGCAAGCUGAUGGAAGGGGGUGGUCAACACUACAAUCCUCGUACAGUUGAAGAGGUUUUCAGGGAUUUCAAGAGCCGCAGAGCUGGAAUUAUUAAAGCUCUUACUACUGAUGUUGUGGACUUUUACCAGCAGUGUGACCCUGAGAAGGAAAAUCUUUGCCUUUAUGGGUUUCCCAAUGAGCGGUGGGAAGUUAAUUUACCUGCAGAGGAAGUGCCCCCAGAGCUUCCAGAGCCUGCACUUGGUAUAAACUUUGCAAGAGAUGGGAUGCAAGAGAAGGACUGGCUAUCUUUGGUUGCUGUCCACAGUGAUGCAUGGUUACUUGCUGUUGCAUUUUACUUCGGUGCUAGAUUUGGAUUUGAUAGAGCUGACAGAAAGAGGCUUUUUAAUAUGAUUAAUGAUCUUCCAUCAAUAUAUGAAGUUGUGAUGGGGAUUGCUAAGAAACAGACAAAGGAAAAAUCUGCCGCAUCAAAUCAUAGUAGCAGCAAACCUAAGUCAAAUCCCAAGCGCAUCAUGGAACCUCAGGGAAAGUUUUCGAAGGGACUACAACAAAAAGAUGAGGAUGAGGAUGAGGAUGAAGAGGAUGAAGGGUUAGAAGAAGAGGAUGAUGAGCAUGGGGAUGCUUUGUGUGGAGCAUGUGGCGAGAAUUAUGGACAGGAUGAGUUUUGGAUCUGCUGUGACAUUUGUGAGAAGUGGUUCCAUGGGAAGUGCGUGAAGAUCACCCCAGCGAGGGCUGAACAUAUCAAGCAGUACAAAUGCCCUGCUUGUAGCAACAAAAGGGCACGUGUUUGAUUGUGGCCGAGACAGCAGAAUCCCCUUAAUCUGCCUAUGGUCUAAUUUCCGGUUCUAGUCUCGGCAAUGAAACAAGUAUCUUGAUUGUCACUUUUAGACCUACUCUUGCAUUUCUCAAAAUUGUUGCUAGUUAUGUAGGAUGAUGCUUCUUUUGUUAACCUAAAGAUGGUACAAUCUGGAUGCUUAUUUUCUCUGUUAGAAUACAUGUUUUCGAACUUAGAA
Molecule: messenger RNA, 1181 nt
Organism: Daucus carota subsp. sativus
Lineage: Eukaryota; Viridiplantae; Streptophyta; Magnoliopsida; Apiales; Apiaceae
Product: PHD finger protein ALFIN-LIKE 4
Exons: 6
Coding region: 180-959 (259 amino acids)
Biological process (GO): regulation of DNA-templated transcription
Cellular component (GO): nucleus
Molecular function (GO): transcription cis-regulatory region binding; transcription coregulator activity; histone binding
Source: RefSeq, a predicted model, not a curated record